GAGACGCAGGAUGCAUACUGGCUGCAGGAUGGCACUGUCCAGGGGUCUGAGGUGCUGCCAGAGAGUGCUGUCCUGGGUGCCCGUGCUCAUUAUCGCCCUGGUGGUGCUGUGGUCUUACUAUGCCUACGUGUGGGAGCUGUGCCUUGUAACUGUAACAUACCCAUUGGAAAAAGUUACAUACCUUAUCAUUUUCCAUGCUGUUUUUCUGAUCUUUUUUUGGACAUACUGGAAAGCAGUUUUUACUCCCCCAAAGCAACCAAGUAAAAAGUUUUUGCUGUCCUACGCAGAAAAGGAGCGAUAUGAUAAUGAGGAAAAUCCAGACGCUCAGAAGCAAAUACUGGCGGAGUUUGCAAGGAAAUUGCCAGUUUACACCAGGACUGGGAGUGGAGCUGUACGUUUCUGUGACAGAUGCCAAGUAGUGAAACCUGAUCGUUGCCACCACUGCUCCGUUUGUGGCAUGUGUAUCCUAAAGAUGGAUCAUCAUUGUCCAUGGGUGAACAAUUGUAUUGGAUAUUCAAACUACAAGUUCUUCCUCCUGUUCUUGGCAUAUUCAAUGCUGUAUUGCCUGUACAUUGCUUCUACUGUCUUCAAAUACUUCCUACUCUAUUGGACAGAUGAAUUAUCCAAUGGACGAGCCAAAUUCCAUGUCCUUUUUUUGCUCUUCGUAUCGCUCAUGUUUUUCAUAAGCCUUAUGUUCCUCUUUGGCUAUCAUUGCUGGCUGGUUGGUAUGAACAGAACCACCCUGGAAGCGUUUGCAGUCCCAGUUUUUCAGACUGGUCCUGACAAAAAUGGCUUCAACCUUGGCGUCCGGAGGAACAUUACACAGGUUUUGGGGAAGCAUUGGAGAUUGUGGUUCAUUCCAGUGUUCACAAGCCUUGGUGAUGGAUUUUCCUUCCCCAUGAGAACGGUUAGUGAAUCUCAAAACCCACUUUUAUCCAGAGAGGACCAUUGGGAUGAAGAAGCAAGUGACGAAGAAAAUCCAGCUUCCUAUGAAUCGUCAGACAUUACCAUUCAGAUAGAUAAAUAACUUUCUACAGGGCUCAAGAGGAACAGUUUUCAUGAAACGGGGGAAGUCAUUGGAAAUUGUAACCUGGAAUGGCCUCUACUCUAUUCAAAAGAUCUAGCAGCCAAGCUCCCUGUUCUGGCACAUUUGCAGCUGCAGAAUUCAAACCUCAGGCGCAGCAGCUCAUAACCUGCCAGUGUUUUAAGGAUCUGCUGUUUUUUGGAGAGUUGGAAUUAUAAUGGGUAGAAAAGUGGACCGACAAGAAAGUUGGAAAUUAGGUAUAUUGAUUCAACUUGUGCACAUUUUACAGUACCAGAGCUUGGUUUGGAUUUUUUUUUAUUAUAGUCACUAAAUAGGAUUUUGUAUUAAUUCAGUUAGAGGGACACUUCUUCUAAUGCAUUAUGUAGAUAAUGCAUUAAAAGUGUGUGUGUGUGUGUGUGUGUGUGUGUGCGCG
Messenger RNA from Pelobates fuscus (common spadefoot toad), 1457 nucleotides. RefSeq names its product zinc finger DHHC-type palmitoyltransferase 15 (gene ZDHHC15). The transcript is spliced from 12 exons. The record is from RefSeq and is a predicted model, not a curated record. Gene Ontology annotation, molecular function: palmitoyltransferase activity. The coding region runs from base 11 to 1027 and encodes 338 amino acids. NCBI's taxonomy places the organism in Eukaryota, Metazoa, Chordata, Amphibia, Anura, Pelobatidae.